Oreochromis aureus is the source of this 2194-nucleotide messenger RNA. RefSeq names its product keratin, type II cytoskeletal 8-like. Gene Ontology annotation, cellular component: keratin filament. Lineage: Eukaryota; Metazoa; Chordata; Actinopteri; Cichliformes; Cichlidae. Gene Ontology annotation, biological process: keratinization; intermediate filament organization. The record is from RefSeq and is a predicted model, not a curated record. Bases 10 to 1365 code for a protein of 451 amino acids. Gene Ontology annotation, molecular function: structural constituent of skin epidermis. The transcript is spliced from 10 exons.
CGCUUCAUCAUGAGUCUGAGUCGUACCAAGCGAAUUAGCUCCAGUAACUCAGUUCGGAGCAGCAGCGGCUCGAGGAGGCUGAGUGGUUUCGGUCCGGUUCAGGGAGGUUUCAGUGGCAUCUCCCUCAGCAGCAGUUCUCUGUAUGCGGGCACCAACGGGCAUCACCACGGCCUGGGGGCUCCGCUGGCAUCCCUGUCCGUCAACAAGAGCCUGCUGGCUCCUCUCAACCUGGAGAUCGAUCCAAACCUGUCCAUGAGUCGAGCCCACGAGAAGGAGCAGAUCAAGAGUCUCAACAACCGCUUUGCAACCUUCAUAGAUAAGGUACGGUAUCUGGAGCAGCAGAAUAAGAUGCUUGAGACAAAACUGGAGCUGCUGCAGGGUCAGGGGGUCAGCCGAUCUAAUGUGGAACCCCUGUUUGAGGCCUACAUGGCAGGUCUGAGGCGCCAGAUGGACCUGGUCAACAAUGACAAGACUAAGCUGGAUGGGGAGCUGAGAAACAUGCAGGGUCUGGUAGAGGACUACAAGCACAAAUAUGAAGAUGAAAUUAACAAGAGAAACAACCUGGAGAACGACUUUGUUAUCUUAAAAAAGGAUGUAGAUUCAGCCUAUUUGGUCAAGGCUGAUCUGGAGGAUAAGGUCGGAGCUUUGACUGAUGAAAUAAACUUCCUGCGUAACGUGUAUGAGGAGGAGCUGCGUGAGCUGCAGGCGAGCAUUAAAGAUACCUCAGUUGUGGUGCAGAUGGACAACAGCCGCAGUCUGAACAUGGAGCAGAUUGUAGCUGAGGUCAAAUCUCAGUAUGAGGAGAUUGCAGCCCGCAGUCGAGAGGAAGCAGAGGCCUGGUACAAGAAUAAGUUUGACCAAAUGUCAGUCCAGGCCAGCCAGUUUGGGGACGAGCUCCGCAUCGUGAAGGGAGAGAUCGCCGAGAUCAACCGACUGAUCAGCCGCCUGCAGAGCGAGAUAGAAGCGGUCAAAGCACAGCGUGCCAGUCUGGAGAACCAGCUGGCUGAGGCGGAGGAGCGUGGAGAGCUUGCUGUGAAAGAAGCCAAAGCUCGGAUCAGAGACCUGGAGGAAGCUCUGCAGAGAUCCAAACAGGAUAUGGCUCGACAGCUCCGGGAGUAUCAGGACCUGAUGAACUUGAAACUGGCUCUGGACAUUGAGAUCGCCACCUACAGGAAGCUGCUGGAAGGAGAGGAGGACAGACUUGGACAACAGUCUAUCCUCAACAUCCAGCCCAUCUCCAACUACAGUUUCUCUUCAAGUACUAAAAGCACUAAUGGCUACCAAAGUGCCUCCAGCUCUCCUGCCCCGAAGCUGCUGAUAAAGACAAUUGAGACCAGAGAUAACAGCAGAUACAGCAUUCACUGAGAGCACACUCACUGGUCCGCUGUGAUUUUCUAAAAGCUGUCUCUAAAUGUGUGAGGGGCUCCACGGGGCAUUUCAUUACUUUACUUAGAAUAAUGGAAACACAAAUGAUGUAAAUGACAAAACCGAGUGGGAGUAGUCCUGGGGUUUGUUGUUAGUUCCUAAUACUGUUAAGGAUUUUAAUGUGUUUCGUUUAGUGUGCUGAGUAGUCUAGCUUUAAUCAUAUGGGGUUUUGAUACACACUGUGGUAGAGUGCUGUGUUAUUUACUGUCUAAUCUGUACUGAGAUUACACGGUCAUACGACUAUUGGAGUUUAGAGUUUAGGAUAGCUGGUUAUAAAGAGAUUUUUUUAUGCUACUAUAAAGAACAUUAACUUUCUUUAGCUACAGAAGUAGUUUAGUUUGAGGGGGCUAAGUUACUUUUUAGUUGCUUUCAAAAAUAAAGUGAUCAUAAACAAAAAUGUUCUUGAGUUUUUAUUCUUUCCUGUUUCUGAAACUUCUGUAAAAGCAAAAAAAAUCCAAAGUAUAAAAAACUCCAUGCUAAUCAUACGUCACAUUUGAUUUAUUUAUAUUGAUGUCUCUGUCGCGUUGCUACACACAGACUCAGCAUUUCAGAGGACCCACUAAAAUGUGCUAUUUUUAUACAGUCAGCCCCAUGUUCCCCUUUUUUAAUGUGAUUAAGCAUCACUGUUACAAAAGACCAAACAAUAUUACAGCAUGAGCAUGCACUAGCAGUUAAAAUUAAUAUACCCAGAGUUAACAGUAUACAGUAUCUGAAAAUACCAGAGGCCCUGCUGAGGUUAGAGGUUUGUCCCAUGGCAAUGUAAAACAAA